Messenger RNA from Alosa sapidissima (American shad), 5246 nucleotides. RefSeq names its product RAN binding protein 10 (gene ranbp10). Gene Ontology annotation, molecular function: protein binding. Gene Ontology annotation, biological process: cell surface receptor signaling pathway; cytoskeleton organization. The transcript is spliced from 15 exons. The coding region runs from base 184 to 2067 and encodes 627 amino acids. Lineage: Eukaryota; Metazoa; Chordata; Actinopteri; Clupeiformes; Clupeidae. The record is from RefSeq and is a predicted model, not a curated record. Gene Ontology annotation, cellular component: cytoplasm.
UAGCACAAGGACUUGCUUUCGACUACAGUACCCACACGGCACCGACAGUCCGACCAGCGCUACGCUGGUUAUCCGGGGAUAUCGUACUACUGCUGUUUCUCCUCAGUCUAUCUUGCUCUCUCUUUUCAGCGGAUUGACACAACAGAGUAGAAAAUAAGAAAAUAUUAACGCACAAAGCCAAAAAUGGCAGAGCUUGGAGCGGGGAGCCUGCUAUCGGGGGAUCCUGCUUUUAACUAUCAAGAGCAUGAACUAAACGAACGAUUGAAGCGGCUGUACCCGGCCGUGAAUGAGGAAGAGACCCCCUUACCCCGAUCUUGGAGCCCCAAGGAUAAAUACAGCUACAUCGGUCUCUCUCAGAACAAUCUGCGGGUGCAUUACAAAGGCCAUGGAAAGAACCAUAAGGAUGCUGCGUCUGUGCGUGCUACUCACCCCAUCCCCGCAGCUUGUGGCAUCUACUACUUCGAGGUGAAGAUUGUCAGCAAGGGCAGAGAUGGGUACAUGGGAAUUGGCCUGUCUGCCCAGGGGGUCAACAUGAACCGGCUGCCUGGAUGGGACAAGCAUUCAUAUGGUUACCAUGGCGACGACGGACACUCCUUCUGCUCCUCAGGGACUGGCCAACCAUAUGGCCCGACCUUCACGACGGGCGAUGUCAUUGGCUGCUGCGUUAACCUCAUCAACAACACCUGUUUCUACACCAAGAACGGCCACAGUUUAGGUGUGGCUUUCACAGACCUCCCGCCAAACCUGUAUCCCACAGUUGGCCUGCAGACUCCGGGCGAGAUUGUGGACGCAAACUUUGGCCAGCACCCUUUUGUUUUUGACAUUGAAGACUACAUGAGUGAGUGGAGGGCUAAGAUCCAUGGCAUGAUCGCGCGCUUUCCCAUCGGAGAGAGGCUGGGAGAGUGGCAAGCCGUGUUGCAAAACAUGGUGUCCAGCUAUCUGGUGCACCAUGGGUACUGUGCCACUGCCACAGCCUUCGCCAGAGCCACAGAGACGGUCAUUCAAGAGGACCCGACUUCCAUAAAAAACAGACAAAGAAUACAGAAGCUGGUUCUGGCGGGGCGUGUAGGAGAGGCUAUAGAAGCCACACAGCAGCUGUAUCCCGGCCUGCUAGAACACAACCCCAAUUUACUCUUCAUGUUAAAGUGUCGGCAGUUUGUGGAGAUGGUGAAUGGUACAGACAGUGAGGUACGUUGCUUUAGUGUGCGCUCGCCCAAAUCCCAGGACAGCUACCCCGGGUCCCCCUGCCCGAGCCCCCGACAUGGGGCCAUCAACCCCCACCUGCACAGCACAGGUGCAGACAGCCCCACAUGCAGUAAUGGGGUCACCCCUCCCAGCAAAAGCAAGAGCCACAACAAAUACCCGGGCGUCAGCUCAGCCUCUUCCUCCUCCUCGUCCUCCCCCUCCUCGGUCAACUACUCCGAGACAAACUCCACCGACUCCACCAAGUCCCAGCCUCACAGUGCCACAAGCAACCAGGAGACCAGUGAGAUGGAGAUCGAGGCAGAGCACUACAGUAACGGAGUGACUGAGAACUCAUCCGCCCGGAUCAUGAAUGGCACCUACAAACACCAGGAGAUCCUACAGGCUGAUGAGAACAGCCUGGGCAAUGGUGUGGCAGAUGAUAACUGCCCCUCCAGACAGCUGUGUGGGGGCAACCAGGCGGCCACAGAGAGGAUGAUCCAGUUUGGCCGCGAGUUGCAGGCCCUCAGUGAGCAGCUGUGCCGGGAGUAUGGCAAGAACGCCACCCACAAAAAGAUGCUGCAGGUAGGAGAGACGCGUGGGGAGUACGGCAAGAACAGCACCCACAGAAAGAUACUGCAGGAUGCCUUCAGUCUCCUGGCGUACUCAGACCCUUGGAACUGCCCGGUGGGUCAGCAGCUUGACCCCACACAAAGAGAGGCCAUAUGCUCCGCACUCAACAGCGCCAUCCUGGAGUCCCAGAACCUGCCCAAGCAGCCGCCUCUGAUGCUGGCACUGGGCCAGGCCACCGAGUGUGUGCAGCUCAUGGCCCGAGUCCGCUCCGGAUCCUGCUCCUUCGCCAGAGUGGACAGCUUUUUGCACUAGCACCCCGUCAAGGCAAUGUUCAGGACCGCUAAGAAGAGGACCUUUCCAGUUGGUUGCCAUGGGGACAGCACGCGUUUUGAAUUGGUGUGUGGCUUGCCGUUUGCCAGAGGCAGUUGGGCAGAGGAAUGUGCAGAGCAGGAGAAGAGAGGCUUCUUUUUAAUUUAGUAUUAUCAAAUACAAAAAAAUGUGUGACACUAUUUAAAGAUAAUUAAUUAUUAUUCUGUUUCUCUAGUCUUUUUUUUUUUAGUUUAUAUUUUGUCAGUUGGUUGUGCUCACUUUGGAAACCAAUCUAAUUCCGUUUUUCUUUCUUUUUUUAAAGGGGUGGAUUCCCCACAUAGUAUUUUUAAAUGUAUUCCAUAUCAAGGAUCUCCAUUAGCAACUCUGUUGUGACAACAAGUGACAUAGUCCGGUUUCUCUCACUCAGGACUCAGGUAUUCAGACUCAUUAUGGCAUUGGGGUAUUGCACAGAGGUAUAUCUAGCAGUAAAAAAAAACUCUGUCAAGUAGUCCAUGCUCAAGUGAUUUGAAUAAAAAGAAAAAAAUAUGUCCUCAGUAGCUUACUAUGGGCAUUCAGUGGGGUGGCCCAAAAUAGUUCCGGGUGCUGUUCAUCAACUGAUAUGUGUGAGUGAGAGUGCACAAGGCUAAGAUUAUGUCAUGCUCCCCCCUUCUUCUGAGGGAAGCGUCUUAGGCACCAGCUAUUACAGGCCACUGUCAGAGGGUGGCGCCACCAACCUAAGAGUAAAUCAGAUUUAUGUGAAGGAUAUUUUUAAUUGUGUUCAUUUCAGGGGGUGAUGACCUCAACAUUAUAGAGAGUUUACCUUUUGAUUUAUUAAAAUGAGAGGUCAUCGUUAUACGCUGAAGUGCAGAAAUAAGUUUAAAAUCCAUUAUUUCAGGCCAUAUGGAAAACCCCCUGUGGUGUUUGCGUGCUAAUAUUAAAGGAUUGAAAAAAGAUUACAUGGCUAAUAGUUGGCUCACUCAUUUGAUGCAAUGACUAUUAUAGUAGUGCACUGACCUGUUAUGAACAACUAAACCAUGAUGGCCCUACUUAUAUAUUCUUAGCAGAUGACCAGGCCAUGGCAGUACUGACUAAAGCUGCUAUGGAGGUACAACCCUGUGGCGGGAGUCACCAAAUUACCAAAUGUCUCUGGAGAUUGGAUAACGGUGCUCUUUGCAGAAUGCUCAUUCUGCAUUCCUAUCAGUUUCUGACUUUUUGUGGCUUAUUAAGGCCGGAAAAAAAUAUAUAUUGUUUGAAAUAUUAAGUAGGUACAUACUAGUGUUAGAUUGGUUUGAGUUACCUCCCUGGAUUUAACAACAUCCACACAAGUAAGGCUCUGUGCAAAUGCAAUUUCUCAACCAAUAAAUCAUGAGGUCAUAUCUUAUCUAUGCUGAUAUGCCUAGCAGAAUAUUCUUUAAAGGGUCAGGCAUUGACCUGGCCUGUAUCCUGUUUUGAUUCGGCCCUUAUCUGUAUCAGUCAGAAUUUCUCUAGUCUGCUGUCGUCCGGGCUCACACCCCUACCACCCCCUUUUGGCCUUCACAAGCUCUGUUGCUACCUUGGCAAUGUAAACACUGACUCGGUCACGAUGGGACACGUGGCUACAACCUCAUUCAUUUGUUUGAUUUCAUGGUGUAUGUAUGCAGCCACUGUUUAAAUCUGUUGCUUUUCAUUUACAUUCUUUUUCAUCUCUCUCUCUCUCUCCCUCUCUCUCUCUCUCUCUCUUACUUGUACCUUGUUCUUAUUAACUGACUGUCUUUUAGCACACAGAACAGAAAAGAGACUUUUAAUCGAUGUAUAAACCCAGUAUUUCGCCCACCCAGCAGGAGGUGCUCCACUGUGUUGAAUGUAGCUUAGCCGGUCAUUUCUGUUCUUAGUUGCUGUUAUUUUUUUUUAUUAUUUCAUCAAGUUUGCUGCUGGCCUCCUUGAGAUUGUUUGUUACACCCACAUAUGGACAUUGUCUCUUACACACACACUCACAUACACACCUGUUCUGACGUUGCAUUGAUGUUACACCUAUAUUUCAGUUAUACCUCACGUUUGUUGGCAACCAUGUAAUGCUUGUUUGUAUCACAUAGAUCAUAAGCUUAGGGGGGUUUUAAGAUGGGGAGGUGGGAGCGGGCCUCAUCCACAGUAGCAUAUGUUUGGUAUCAGUUCACCCCUCGUAGGAUAACGUGUCCUUCAAAUACAGAGUUCCCAAACUUCUCCAGAGAGAGAGAAGAAAAGAGAACAGCUAUGAACACUGCAUUUUAGACCAUUCCCCCAUUUCCACAUAACAGGUUUAAAUCAUUUAAUAAUAGGAGCUAAAAGCCAAAAAAGACAUGUUGGUAUGUCUUUGAAAGGUAUACUCUCAAGACUGCGAAUCCCUUUUCUCCUUUUGUGAUGAUAUCUGAAGUUCUGAGGCAUUUCUUUUCUUUUUCUUUAUUUUAUAUAAAACAAACCACCCAUACCAAUCCUCAGUAAUGUUCAGUUGAGAUGAUGUGUGAAUAAAGUUUAACUCCAGUAGAUGACUUGAUGAAAUCAUUCAGUGGCGUUAUCCUAUUGCAUGGAGUCUCAUGUGUACCUGCUAACAGCCAUACAUGUUUGAUACCGAAACAUGAGGGGAAAAAAAUCAAGAGGCUAACUAGGCAUCAGGUCGACAUCUCACUCAACUGUAAGUAGAGCGUCUUGCCUCGAGAUUGCUUUUUUCAUGGCAAAUGUAUUUUGGAACUCAUCUUAGUAACCACCCAAAAUGUAUAUUGCCAUCUUAAAAAAAAUAAUCUGUAUUAGAAAUUUAAUAUCAACUUCAAGUGCAAAUAGGGACCUUUUGUGAGGAAAAAAAGAGAAUCUUUUUAGACUUCUCUUUGAAAAAAUGUGUUCAUUUUUUCAAAUUCAUCCACUUGUCUUCUGUAUCCCUGUGUGCCUCAGAGGACUAGAAGCAGGACACAUGAAAUUAAACUGAAUACAACAAGCUGUGCACAGUUUACUCCUGUUAUAAUUUUACAUUUAUUUUGAGUUUUCAGUUUAGCAAUUGUGAAAUGAGUUACCCUCUACUUAGCAUGAACCUUUUUAAAACCUUUAAAACAUCAUAAAAAAAAAGAAAAGCAAUUUUAAAAACAUACCUAUGUACUGGAAACAUGAUAAAGAAAUAUUGUACUCGUUUAAUUUUGACAGAAUUAUUUUUAUUAAAAUACACAUCCAUGAGCAUA